AUGUCUCGCAGCAGCAACGACAGCUGUAAUAAAAAUUCUCAGAUUUCACACUCAGCUAUUGAAGGAACAGAUGCUAACCAGCUGCAAUUCGUAACUCCCCAUACGGACGAAAAUAAACAAGGACCUAAUUCAGAUUCUGACGAAACUUUGGACAUACAAACUGAUCGUAAUGAGGACGAUACUUCUCAGUGUCCGAUCUGUCUUCACUCUAUCGUGAAUUUGAGUUACCUGUACCCAUGCUACCAUUGCUACUGCUUUUCGUGUAUACGUCAAUGGUUAACUAUUUGUCUUGAGUGUCCACUCUGCAAAAAAAGUGUGGAUUUCAUAAUAUACGACGUUGAUGAAGCGAAAGGUACAUUUGAAAAGUUACAAGUUCUUCAGGAUAGGAAAAGUGAUAAAAACUGCCAGCCAUGGCUAUCGGAUCAGGCAUGGGAUACCGAGGAUGGCGUAAUCUCAUUGUCAACAUCAGAUUUACAUCAAAGACGAAGAAUUUACACGAACAAUCUAUAUGUUGUAAACUUUCCUGCACACUAUCAUGGAGAUAGAUUGAUACAUAAGAGUGACUUGGUUAGAUUAGAAAACUUUGUUGAACGUGAGUUGAGAGUGUUAAUGGCAAACCACUAUGACGAGUUGAUUAAGCUAUACGUCAUGUCAUUAUUAUUGCUACCGGCUGAGAAAGGAAUGCUAUGGAGUGAGGUUGUGAAGUCAUUGUCUCCUUGGCUUGGAGAGUUUUCUAGAAAGUUUUUGGAGGAAAUUUGGAUAUUUACUGCGAGUGCAAUGAAUUUAGAGAUGUGGGAUAGAACGGCGUUAUAUGGGCAGAAAGAAACUGUUAUAUAG
This is a messenger RNA of Paraglomus occultum, 837 nucleotides long. NCBI's taxonomy places the organism in Eukaryota, Fungi, Glomeromycota, Glomeromycetes, Paraglomerales, Paraglomeraceae. The record is from the annotation of a GenBank genome assembly.